AUGGAUUCGGGGCAACAAUCUUCGCUCAGCAAUUCGGUCAGAUGGCUUCAAAUGCAGAGCUCUACCGAUUUGGACCUGAAGUCGCAGCUGCAGGAGUUGAUUCCGGAACAGCAGGACCGUUUGAAGAAAUUGAAGUCAGAACAUGGAAAGGUCCAACUUGGAAACAUCACUGUUGAUAUGGUAAUUGGUGGGAUGAGAGGGAUGACUGGUUUGCUCUGGGAAACCUCAUUGCUUGACCCAGAAGAGGGAAUACGCUUUAGGGGCUUGUCGAUUCCUGAGUGCCAGAAAGUAUUACCUGCUGCCCAUUCUGGAGGAGAACCAUUGCCUGAGGGUCUUUUGUGGCUUCUUUUAACUGGAAAGGUACCGAGCAAAGAGCAAGUUGAAGCACUCUCAAAAGACUUGGCGAACCGUGCUGCUGUGCCAGAUUAUGUGUACAAUGCCAUCGAUGCCCUGCCUUCCACAGCUCAUCCAAUGACUCAAUUUGCUAGCGGUGUUAUGGCCCUCCAGGUGCAAAGUGAGUUCCAGAAGGCAUAUGAGAGUGGAAUUCACAAGUCAAAGUUCUGGGAUCCAACAUACGAAGAUUGCCUAAACCUGAUUGCUCGUGUUCCUGUUGUAGCUGCAUAUGUUUAUCAGAGGAUGUAUAAGAAUGGUGAUUCCAUUCCCUCGGAUAAAUCUUUGGAUUAUGGUGCAAAUUUUUCCCACAUGUUGGGAUUUGAUGAUGCUAAGAUGAAAGAACUCAUGAGGCUUUACAUCACUAUCCACAGUGAUCACGAAGGUGGAAACGUUAGUGCUCACACUGGUCACCUGGUGGGUAGUGCACUUUCAGAUCCAUAUCUGUCAUUUGCGGCUGCAUUAAACGGUUUAGCUGGGCCACUCCAUGGUUUGGCGAAUCAGGAAGUUUUGCUUUGGAUUAAAUCAGUUGUUGAGGAAUGUGGAGAAGACAUAUCGAAAGACCAGUUGAAAGAAUACGUCUGGAAAACAUUAAACAGUGGCAAGGUUGUUCCCGGAUAUGGACAUGGUGUUCUUCGCAAAACUGAUCCAAGAUAUGUAUGCCAAAGAGAGUUUGCCUUGAAGCAUUUACCUGAUGACCCUCUUUUCCAGCUGGUCUCAAAGCUUUAUGAAGUUGUGCCUCCGGUUCUCACCGAACUCGGAAAGGUGAAGAACCCGUGGCCAAACGUUGAUGCUCACAGUGGAGUGUUGCUCAAUCACUAUGGUCUAACCGAAGCAAGGUACUACACCGUGCUCUUUGGUGUCUCAAGGAGUCUUGGUAUCUGCUCUCAGCUAAUAUGGGACCGAGCUCUUGGACUGGCACUUGAGAGGCCAAAGAGUGUUACAAUGGACUGGCUUGAUGCCUACUGUAAGAAAGCUUCAUCUGCUUAA
Messenger RNA from Arabis nemorensis, 1380 nucleotides. Lineage: Eukaryota; Viridiplantae; Streptophyta; Magnoliopsida; Brassicales; Brassicaceae. The record is from the annotation of a GenBank genome assembly.